UUGAAUUUGUGCUUGUAUUGUUUCGUCUGAUUGUAUUAAAACUUAUGUUAUCGGUGUGAAUAAAGUGAAAACAUGAAUAACCCAUGCAUCAAACAAGAAGAACAUUUAAAAGUAUACGAUAAUAUUGUCAAUAGAGAAAUCUUUGAGGACAGGGCUAUUGCUGCACUAACAUCAGAAACCCUACUGAAACUAAACAUUAGCCUCGAUAGGCUGCCGCGCCAAAGUCGGAGCCUACUCGAAAACGUGGCUGAAAACCAAAAAGCGUUACAUCUGCAAACAUUAGAUCCAAUAUCAAUAUCGUUGUAUAGAUCGAGGGAAUUGUCAGAAAAACUCGAAGACGAGUACGAAUUACUCGGACUCAGGCAGAAGAAUACAGAGUUGCAAGCGAAAAUCGAUCGCAAUGAUCGAUUCAUAGCGAAACUGAGAAACGAUUUGGAAAGUUCUAAGCGGAAUCUGUCUAAUCAGAACCCAAAUCCGGAUAACAUACAUGAGUUCAUCAGACAGUUGAAACAGAAGUUGACCGUUUAUGAAGAAAGCUAUGGUUUAGCAAAGAACAAAUAUUUAAGCCUGAAUGUACCAGAAGCAAUUCUACCGAAAUCGCUCAUGUCGCAGAUAGCUUCGCUUGAAGCGCUAAGCGAGGAAGCGGCCGCGUUAAAAGCGCAAGCGGAUGACGUCAUGUUCAUGAGAGAAACUAAAGCUAUUCUGACAAAACUACGACGAUGAAAUAGAUGUUUAAGACAACUAUUUAAAAUACACCCUAUGCGGUGCUCAUGUACUAUUUUUCUGAAUAAAAUAAGAUGAAAAGCCAA
Pararge aegeria (speckled wood butterfly) is the source of this 809-nucleotide messenger RNA. RefSeq lists its product as uncharacterized. NCBI's taxonomy places the organism in Eukaryota, Metazoa, Arthropoda, Insecta, Lepidoptera, Nymphalidae. Bases 73 to 723 code for a protein of 216 amino acids. The record is from RefSeq and is a predicted model, not a curated record. The transcript is spliced from 3 exons.